AUGUCGACAAAGGGUCUCUACCGAUUUACGCUGGAGAAAUUCUCUCUGUGCACCGAAGUCAUAUCGGAAAAGCACAUUCUCAGUGAUUCUUUUACAGUUGGUGGCCACCGGUUGGCAUUGGCCAUAUUUCCCGGUUUGUAUGUGAAUCGCGGCCAACAUGGUGGACGGGUCUUCUACCUCGAUCUCUGCAUCAAGCUCCUGAGCGAAUGCCAUAAUGGGGUCCUCUGUUCCUUCCGCAUAACGCUGCUCGACCAGAGCUCGGCCGGGAAACAUCUCACACGAUCCUUUCCAUCCACGAUCGUUAUGCCCAACCAGUGCACGGGCUAUCAUCACAUUAUAGCAAUUCACUCCCUCGACCGGUUGGGUUAUCUCCUGCACGACUGUCUGAAAAUCGAGUGCGAAAUCGAGGUUCACGAGUCGGCUGGCGGCGUUGCUCGUCCCGUGUGUGAUGUUGGUGUCAAUUUUCUUUCCAUGCUGGACACUGACGAGGGCUGUGACGUUACUUUCAAUGUGAUGGGCAGGAGAUUCCCUGCGCACAGUCCCGUGCUAAGAGCACGCUCCUCGGUUUUUGCAUCCUUACUUGACGACAAUCUUAACCAUCGGGAAAUGGUUGUCACCAGCAUUGAGCCUCGGGUUUUUGAGUGUUUGUUGCACUUCAUAUACUCGGAUUCUCUGCCGGAGGAUGAGAAUCGGCUGUUGAUGGAUGGAUAUGCUUUUGGGCUGUCCGUUUCAGCCACUUUUGGGGCUAAAUUGCUUGCAGCUGCAGAUAAAUAUGACCUCAAACGUCUCAAGAGUAUCUGUGAAGCUCAUCUGUGGAGGACCAUCUGUUUCGGACGUUUUUCAGAGAUUCUGAUACUAGCCGAACAAUGUAAUGCGUCUGAACUGAAAAAAUUAUGCUUUAAGUAUGCUUCGGAUAAUCAUGUUGAUCUUCUGGAGCUGGACAAUUUCAAAUGCCUUGAAAAGAAGUGUCCCUUGCUGCUGAAGGAGUUGAAUAAUUAUAUACUAAAACAUACAUCUAAUAAGUGA
Striga hermonthica is the source of this 1026-nucleotide messenger RNA. NCBI's taxonomy places the organism in Eukaryota, Viridiplantae, Streptophyta, Magnoliopsida, Lamiales, Orobanchaceae. The record is from the annotation of a GenBank genome assembly.